AUGUCUAGCAAGGGAGAGCGCCUGAAAGAUGAGGGCUCAAAGCUUCAGGUGGUGAUUGCCGGAGGGACGGCAGGGCUGAUUGCGCGCUUCCUGGUCGCGCCGCUCGACGUGGUCAAGAUCCGGUUGCAGCUGCAGACGCACUCGCUCUCGGACCCACGGUCGCAGCUGAACCUGCACGGUGGCCCGACGUACAAAGGCACGCUGCCGACGAUGCGACACAUUAUCGCGCACGAGGGCCUGACCGGCCUGUGGAAGGGCAACGUGCCGGCCGAGCUGAUGUACGUGUGCUACAGCGCGAUCCAGUUCACGGCCUACCGGACAGCCACGCUGCUGGUGCAGCAGGCGGCCGGCGGCCCGGGCGUGCUGCCGCCGAGCAUUGAGUCGUUCGUAUCGGGCGCGGCAGCCGGCGCAGCCGCCACCACGGCCACAUAUCCGCUGGAUCUCUUGCGCACGCGCUUCGCAGCCCAGGGCUCCAAGGACCGUGUCUAUACGAACUUGCGCCACGCUGUGCGCGAGAUUGCCCGCGAUGAGGGUCUGCGCGGCUUCUUCCGCGGCCUCGGCCCUGCCAUCCUGCAGAUCGCCCCCUUCAUGGGCACCUUUUUUGCCGUCUACGAGGGCCUGCGCGCGCCGCUGCUGCGCGCUCACCUGGCUGACCGGCUCCCGUUUGGCGGUGGUGAUGCGGCCGCUGGUGCCGUUGCUGCCGUCGCCGCCAAGACCGCCGUCUUCCCGCUCGACCUCGUCCGCAAGCGCAUCCAGGUCCAGGGCCCGACGCGCGGCCGCUACGUCCACAAGAACAUCCCCGUCUACGACGGCAGCGUCGGCCGCACCCUGCGCAAGAUCGCCCGCCGCGAGGGCAUCCGCGGGCUCUACCGCGGGCUCACCGUCAGCCUGCUCAAGGCUGCUCCCGCCAGCACCAUCACCGUGUGGACCUACGAGCGAGUGCUGCACCUGUUGAUGCGGCUAGACAAGCACGACUGA
This is a messenger RNA of Grosmannia clavigera kw1407, 978 nucleotides long. RefSeq names its product mitochondrial dicarboxylate carrier protein. The coding region runs from base 1 to 978 and encodes 325 amino acids. NCBI's taxonomy places the organism in Eukaryota, Fungi, Ascomycota, Sordariomycetes, Ophiostomatales, Ophiostomataceae. The record is from RefSeq and is a predicted model, not a curated record. The transcript has 3 exons. Gene Ontology annotation, molecular function: transmembrane transporter activity. Gene Ontology annotation, biological process: transmembrane transport.